Messenger RNA from Papilio polytes (common Mormon), 1732 nucleotides. RefSeq names its product presenilin homolog (gene Psn). The record is from RefSeq and is a predicted model, not a curated record. Bases 163 to 1479 code for a protein of 438 amino acids. Gene Ontology annotation, biological process: amyloid precursor protein catabolic process; membrane protein ectodomain proteolysis; calcium ion transport. Gene Ontology annotation, cellular component: nucleus; Z disc; dendritic shaft. Gene Ontology annotation, molecular function: aspartic endopeptidase activity, intramembrane cleaving. The transcript is spliced from 9 exons. Lineage: Eukaryota; Metazoa; Arthropoda; Insecta; Lepidoptera; Papilionidae.
UAUAAAAAUAGUUUUUCAUUCUGUGGUGGCAACAGUACCGUAAAGUGUAUAAUAUUAACAAAAAAUUAGCAAUAAAAGUGGUUUCAGUUGAAAUUGAUAAAUAUUAAUGACCUUCUUACAAAGGUUUUUCAACAUAAUGUCCAAGACUUUAAUUUUACAUUAAUGAGCGACACUAGUAGUGAUUCAGAGGCGUCAGCAACCGAGCAUACAGCACUCAUGGAUGGCCACAUAGCUGAAGCCCGACCUGACAAGGAGAUAGCUGAACGCAUUGCAAGGAAAAGAAAAACCAAGACUGAAAGCCAGCGAAACUAUGGUAGUGUGGAGCCAAGAGAAGGGGGUGGGUCAGGUGACCAUAGGAACCCAGGGCCUAGUAACAAUAACCCAGGAGUGCAGGCGGAGUCACAGGUUGAAGAAUUGGAACUGAAGUAUGGUGCUCGGCAUGUCAUCAAGCUGUUUGUUCCAGUGACUCUCUGUAUGCUUGUUGUAGUUGCGACAAUAUCUUCAAUCAACUUCUAUUCUGUCAAAGAUGUUUACUUAGCUUAUACACCGUUUCAUGAAGAGAGUCCAUAUGCAGUGACAAAAGUAUGGAAUGCUUUAGCAAACUCAAUGAUCCUGCUUAGUGUGAUAGCUCUUAUGACUGUUUUGCUCAUUGUUUUAUAUAAGAAAAGAUGUUACAAGAUAAUUCACGGCUGGCUCAUUCUAUCCUCUCUAAUGUUGCUGUUUUUGUUCUCAUAUUUGUAUAUGGAGGAGGCAUUACGAGCCUAUAACAUACCAAUGGAUUUUAUAACUUUAGUUUUCGUAAUGUGGAACUUUGGAGUGAUGGGUAUGAUAGUGAUCCACUGGAAGGGACCGCUGAGGCUUCAACAAGCUUAUCUCAUAUUCAUAGCAGCUUUAAUGGCUCUUGUUUUCAUCAAAUACCUACCAGAAUGGACAACAUGGGCUGUCUUAGCUGUUAUUUCUAUUUGGGAUCUUGUAGCCGUAUUAACUCCAAAGGGUCCAUUAAGGAUAUUGGUUGAAACUGCUCAAGAAAGAAAUGAACCAAUAUUUCCAGCACUUAUUUAUUCAUCUACAGUGAUGUACUGCCUGGCGGCGCCGGUGGGGUCUGGCGGUGCGGCGGGGGGCGCGGGGGGUGCCAGCAGCGAGCCAGGUGAGCAGCGCGAGCUGCGCCCCCUGCACCCGCACGGUCGGUCGCCUGAACUUGAAGACGAGAAGGGCGUGAAACUCGGUCUGGGCGACUUCAUUUUCUACAGCGUGCUGGUCGGCAAGGCGAGCUCGUACGGCGACUGGAAUACUACUCUUGCCUGUUUUGUAGCUAUACUUAUUGGUCUAUGUCUAACGUUACUACUGCUGGCUAUAUUCAAGAAGGCUCUGCCAGCGCUGCCUAUAUCAAUAACCUUUGGACUUAUAUUUUAUUUCGCGACUCGCGGCGUCGUCAAACCGUUCGCGGACGCGCUCGCAGCUGAACAAGUAUUCAUUUAGCUACAAAGGAACACAAUAACGAAAAAACUAGCAUUUUGGUGAAAACUUGGAAACUGACAAUUUCACUUACAGGUUUUUAUUAUUGAAAUUAUGUUUAAUGAUUGUUAAAGGAACACUUACCGAGUUCGCUAGGCUAGUUAAAUCGAGUAAUGAGUCGUAGGUAAAAUAUUCUACUGCACAAAAGUUGUCCACACUGUAACAGUUCAGUACACUUUUUGUUUAUUAACACCCUCAGCACCAAACCCUAAAAAAA